Molecule: messenger RNA, 1707 nt
Organism: Propithecus coquereli (Coquerel's sifaka)
Lineage: Eukaryota; Metazoa; Chordata; Mammalia; Primates; Indriidae
Gene: CHAD
Product: chondroadherin
Exons: 4
Coding region: 87-1166 (359 amino acids)
Cellular component (GO): extracellular matrix
Molecular function (GO): protein binding
Source: RefSeq, a predicted model, not a curated record
GGCAGGAGACCCGAGCUCCCAGGACUUGCCGCUGCCCGCGCCCCGCCGCCGUCGCUGCCCCCAGCCCCGGCCCCGGCGUCCCGGCCAUGGCCCGCCCAAUGCUCUUGCUCAGCCUCGGCCUCCUGGCCGGCCUGCUGCCGGCGCUGGCCGCCUGCCCCCAGAACUGCCACUGCCACGGCGACCUGCAGCAUGUCAUCUGCGACAAGGUGGGGCUGCAGAAGAUCCCCAAGGUGUCAGAGAAGACCAAGCUGCUCAACCUACAGCGCAACAACUUCCCGGUGCUGGCUGCCAACUCGUUUCGCGCCAUGCCGAACCUCGUGUCGCUGCACCUGCAACACUGCCAAAUCCGCGAGGUGGCUGCUGGCGCCUUCCGCGGCCUCAAACAGCUCAUCUACCUGUACCUGUCCCACAACGAUAUCCGCGUGCUGCGGCCCGGUGCCUUCGACGACCUUACCGAACUCACCUACCUCUACCUGGACCACAACAAGGUGACUGAGCUGCCCCGGGGGCUGCUGUCCCCGCUGGUCAACCUCUUCAUCUUGCAGCUCAACAACAACAAGAUCCGUGAGCUGCGCUCAGGCGCCUUCCAGGGCGCCAAGGACCUGCGCUGGCUCUACCUAUCGGAAAACACACUCAGUUCACUGCAGCCCGGGGCCCUGGACGACGUGGAGAACCUGGCCAAGUUCCACGUGGACAGGAACCAGCUGUCCAGCUACCCCUCUGCUGCUCUGAACAAGCUGAGGGUGGUGGAGGAGCUGAAGCUGUCCCACAACCCCCUGAAAAGCAUCCCUGACAAUGCCUUCCAGUCCUUUGGCAGAUACCUGGAGACCCUCUGGCUGGACAACACCAACCUGGAGAAGUUCUCAGAUGGUGCCUUCCUGGGUGUGACCACGCUGAAACAUGUCCAUCUGGAGAACAACCGUUUGAACCAGUUGCCCUCCAACUUCCCCUUUGACAACCUGGAGACCCUUACUCUCACCAACAACCCCUGGAAGUGUACUUGCCAGCUCCGGGGCCUUCGGCGGUGGCUGGAAGCCAAGGCCUCCCGCCCAGAUGCCACCUGUGCCUCCCCUGCCAAGUUCAAGGGCCAGCACAUCCGUGACACAGACGCCUUCCGCAGCUGCAAGUUCCCCACCAAGAGGUCCAAGAAAGCCGGCCGCCAUUAAGCAGGUGGGGCCAGGUCCUGACCCAGCCAGUCCUGGUGACUGGCCUCUGCCUUCUGCCGGAGAGACUACUGACCUUCCCACCUCCACCGCCACCUUCUCCCCACAGCCUCUGCUGAUGCACAGAGCUGCCUGUACCUAGACACGUCCUGGCAGUGGGCCUCAGGCACUCCCCCACCAACCAGCUCCACCCGACGGUGUCCUGGGAAGGACACAGAGCCCCUCCCCAGCCAUCAUGCCUCCCCGGCUCCUCUCAGAGAAGCUGUUGCCGAGACCAUCAAGUCCAUUGGAACCAGAAUGGAGUGGUCAUCAGGAUGGCCACCCUUCCAGAAUUGUCCUUCCGCUGCUCCUCUUUCCCUGCCAUGUGAAAACAAACAUCAAUCUUUGCCCAGCGUUUGCUUCCAAAAAGGGUCAUAAGCCCAUACCCCAACUUUGCCACCCCCACCUGCCAGGACGUUCUAGCAGGACACCGGUGCUUUGCUGUCCAUCCCCUCCUGCUGCAUUUCUCCCCGGAAUUUCUAUAAAUAUAAAUGUAUGUAUGUAU